AUUAUUUUUGCCAUCUUCUCAUCAACAACAAUAAUUUCAUCUGCCCGACUUCGUCUCAUCAACUAAAGGAGUCAUUUUUGCAGCAACAAUCAAAGCAAUUUUCAAAUCACAAUCAUAAUCUCAAUAUCUCCCCUUCAAUUUCUCACUCUCAAAACCCUAUCGCAAAUAUGUCAUAUGGAGGUGGAUAUGGUGGUGGCCGUGGUGGCGGUAAUGGGUAUGGAAAUGGAGAUUCCUCAUAUGGCAGAGGCAACUCUUACUCCAAUGGAUAUUCAAAUGGGUAUGCAAAAGCCUACGAGUCUAGAAAUUGUUGAUAAGUUUUCGCGCAUCGCGUUGCAUUGUGUUGAGUGUGUGCGAGAUAAGGCUAAGGCUAGCGUUCGCUUUGAACCUGAAGCCUAAUUUCUCAUCACAAUCACAAUGUAGCACCAUCUCCCUUUUCUUGAUUUUAAUUCUCAUGUGAAUACUUACUGACGUGCAAUUUGUAGUGGAUCAAAUGGAUACUCUGGAGGCGGUGGAGGUGGCUACGGAGGUGGUAGAGGUAGGAAAACCGAAUUAUCAUCUAUUCGCAAUCAUUGCUAACAAUUCUCACAGGCGGCGGCGGUGGCGGUGGAAACGUAAAUGGCUACUCCGGAGGUGGUGGCGGCGGCUACGGAGGAGGCGGUGGAUAUGGUGGUGGUGGUGCUGGUGGAGAUCGCAUGAACAACCUUGGUGCUAACCUUCAAAAGCAAAACUGGGGUGAGUUUUGAAAAGCUGCUAAUGACCAAAUAUCACGAUAGAAUGCUAACUUCCAUACGCAGAUCUCAACACCAUGCCAAAGUUCGAGAAAUCCUUCUACAAGGAGGACCCCGUUGUCGCUGCUCGUUCAGAGGAAGAUGUUGCCAAAUUCAGAGCUCAACACAACAUUGCCGUUCAAGGUCCAAAUAUUCCAAAACCUGUCGAGACCUUCGACGAGGCCGGAUUCCCUGCAUACGUCAUGACCGAAGUCAAGGCUCAAGGUUUCCCAGCACCUACUCCAAUUCAAUCCCAAGGAUGGCCUAUGGCUUUAUCCGGACGUGAUGUUGUCGGUAUUGCCGAAACCGGUUCCGGAAAGACUCUCACCUACUGUCUCCCAGCAAUUGUUCACAUCAACGCACAACCACUUCUCGCUCCUGGGGACGGCCCAAUCGUUUUGGUCCUUGCACCUACCCGUGAGUUGGCUGUCCAAAUUCAACAAGAAAUCACCAAAUUCGGAAAAUCUUCCCGCAUUCGCAACACUUGUGUUUACGGAGGUGUUCCUAAGGGUGGUCAAAUUCGUGAUCUCGCCAAGGGUGUUGAGGUCUGUAUUGCUACUCCAGGUCGUCUCAUUGAUAUGAUCGAGUCUGGAAAGACGAACCUUCGUCGUGUUACAUACCUUGUUCUUGACGAGGCUGAUCGUAUGUUGGAUAUGGGUUUUGAACCACAGAUCCGUAAGAUUCUUGGACAGAUCAGACCAGACAGACAAACCUGCAUGUGGUCUGCUACUUGGCCAAAGGAAGUUAGAGCACUCGCCUCUGAUUACUUGAAUGAUUUCAUUCAGGUCAACAUUGGUUCAUUGGAGCUCUCCGCUAACCACAGAAUUACUCAAGUCGUCGAAGUUGUUUCCGAAUUCGAGAAACGCGAUAAGAUGACCAAGCACUUGGAAAAAAUUAUGGAAGACAAGGAUAACAAGAUUCUGAUCUUCACAGGAACCAAACGUGUCGCUGACGACAUCACACGCUUCCUCAGACAAGAUGGAUGGCCGGCGCUUUGUGAGUACUAUUGGCAACAUCUAUAUGAAAUAUUACUAACAACUUUUAGCCAUUCACGGUGAUAAACAACAAAAUGAGCGUGAUUGGGUAUUGAAUGAAUUUAAGACUGGCAAGAGUCCGAUCAUGGUUGCUACUGAUGUAGCUUCGCGUGGUAUUGGUAUGAUUGAAACCCCCUCCCCCCUCACAGCAACGCCCAGUAGCCUAUAUAGUAGUGCUUUACUCUCGACGCUCCGGUGCUUCCUAGAUUGCGUUAUAUUGCCCGGGCUCUAUCGUGUCUUACGGUUCUCUAAUUUUAGGGUGUCUUGGAUCCUUAGUGUAGCAUGACCGUGCUGCGCUCGUAAUUCCAAACUCGACAGUACUUUAACAGGUACCAGAUAUGGAAUUGGCAUCUCUUGACUUGAUCAAGCUGUCUCCAAGACUCCCAUCCCCUGAGAGCCUGGAUGUGUGGAUCACCUACCCUGGCAUAAGCCGCAUUGGACAGUUUCAUGCCAGUCGCCGAGAGAGUAUUGGAUGCAUUCAAUGCAGCUUCUCAUUAGCCGCCCUGGACCGUUGCUAUACCAAUUCUUCCUGUUCUUGCUAACCCAUCAAUAAAGAUGUCCGAAACAUUACUCAUGUGUUCAACUAUGACUACCCUAACAAUUCGGAGGAUUAUAUCCAUCGUAUUGGUCGUACAGGUCGUGCUGGACAGAAGGGAACCGCAAUCACUCUCUUCACCACUGACAGUAUGUCUCUUAUUCGCUUUGAAGUUUACAUCAGCUAACGAAAUGAUUUAGAUCAAAAGCAGGCUCGUGAUCUCGUGAACGUUCUUACUGAAGCUAAGCAGGUCAUUGAUCCUCGCCUUGCUGAGAUGACCAGAUUUGGAGGUGGUGGCGGUGGUAGAGGAUAUGGUGGACGUGGUUACGGCGGUGGCCGUGGACGUGGUGGCGGUGGUAAGUUAUUCUAAACUCCUUCACCUUCACAUUCUCUCUUGUUCCAUCAAAAGAUGGGACUAACAGAGCCGCUGGUAGGCAAUUUUUCAUCUUCUAACGCUGCUCCUUUAGGUGGAGGCAGACGUUGGUAAGAUGUCCAAUCCCGUUCGAUCGAACCGGAGUCUCGACAAUGACGACCCUCGGUAACCGACAUCACUGACUACGACGAAAUCACGUACAUUCAUCCCAUGGUCGUUCCGGCGUUUGGUUGUCUUUUCUAAAAGGGUUUGGGGGGUAGAAUUGCCUUUUAUGAUUUCUGCGUACCCUUUCAAAACCUCUUCUGUAAUCUGAUUCCUCUUUUUCUUUCUAUCGUAUCAAAAAUUGGGUGGCAUUACCAUGAAUUAGACUGAGGAGUGAAGUUGGGCGGAAAGUAUUAUAGAUUGCUUCACAUUCCUGGGUUCAUCUAUUGAAAGAUGAAGGCCAUGGUUUGUAUGUGCUUUUAUCCUGCGUUCUUUUUCAUCAAAUAGAUUGCUCUCUGUAGCUAGUUUUAACUAGGCACAUCUCGUAUUAGAUGAGAAAUAGUGUUCAAAAUAUGAGAUCGCUUUCUACUGAAUCAUUGGUUUCUUAAUUAUAAUACU
Molecule: messenger RNA, 3309 nt
Organism: Sclerotinia trifoliorum
Lineage: Eukaryota; Fungi; Ascomycota; Leotiomycetes; Helotiales; Sclerotiniaceae
Source: the annotation of a GenBank genome assembly